Messenger RNA from Drosophila albomicans, 815 nucleotides. Its product is annotated as ficolin-2-like. NCBI's taxonomy places the organism in Eukaryota, Metazoa, Arthropoda, Insecta, Diptera, Drosophilidae. Bases 32 to 775 code for a protein of 247 amino acids. The transcript has 2 exons. The record is from RefSeq and is a predicted model, not a curated record.
GGAAAACCGUAUCCAGUAAACGUUCAUCAAAAUGAGAGCUCUACUCAUUAUACUCUCCGCCUUGUGCUUGACUCUCGCCAUUUGCGAAGCCUUCGAGGACAUUGUGGCCUACAAGAAGUAUCCGGCUUCUUGUGUGGAGGCCAAGCCCAAAAAGAACGGCAUUGUGAAGAUCCAAGAUCCGAGAAGCAACGGCAGCGUGCCCCUCGAAGUGUACUGUGAUGUGAGCAUUGCUGGAUCCGGUUGGUUGGUCAUUCAGCGUCGCGUGGAUGCCAAAAUCAAUUUCUUCCGUAACUGGUCGUCGUAUCAACAAGGCUUUGGCGAACUCGACGGGGGUUUCUUCAUUGGCCUGGACAUCUUGCAUGCGCUGACCACGUCUAAGACACACGAGCUCUACGUGUAUCUGCAGGACUUUACGGGUCAAACACGCUUUGCCAAAUACGAUUCAUUUGCCAUUGGCAAUGAGUCCAAUCUGUAUGGACUCAAUGUGCUUGGCAACUACAACGGAACCGCGGGAGAUGCGCUCAGAUAUCAGCAGUAUAUGAAGUUCAGUACCUACGAUCGGGAUAACGACAACAGCGUUAACAAUUGUGCUGCUCAAUUCUCGGGUGCCUGGUGGUACAACAGUUGCAUGUACAGCAAUCUCAAUGGCCAGUAUCUGGGUGGCGAAUACGGAACCGAUCUUGUGGGUCGUGGCAACUGUUGGGUGCAGUGGCGUGGCAUCGAUUACGCCUACAAAACCGUCCAAAUGAUGAUCAAGCCAAAGAGCAAGAAAUAGUUUUCGUGACAAAAUAAAUAGUAUUAUUGAAAUCCCUCAA